Molecule: messenger RNA, 1719 nt
Organism: Phycomyces blakesleeanus NRRL 1555(-)
Lineage: Eukaryota; Fungi; Mucoromycota; Mucoromycetes; Mucorales; Phycomycetaceae
Exons: 3
Coding region: 1-1719 (572 amino acids)
Source: RefSeq, a predicted model, not a curated record
AUGCCUGAUUCUACCCCUAUGCCUACCUUCCAUUGUGGCACAACGUCCUCUACCUUGGACUAUAUAUUCUCUUCUUCCGAUAUGUUUUCCCACUGCAUUUCGUCUUCUAUGGAUUAUAUUCAUCCGCAAUGGUCAGACCAUUUCCUAGUUUCUGCAUCUUUUCUCUUUGAUUCAGGCACUGUCUUGGGGAAAGGCCUAUGGCGUGCCAACCCACGUCUGUCCUACAACCAGCAUUUCUGUCUCCAGCUUGACUCUCACAUUCAUUCCCUCGUCAACUCUCUACCAACAUCUCUAUCUGUUCAAGAACAGUGGGAUAGUCUCAAAACCAAUGUCAUCUAUUUUAUCCACUCUUAUUGCCAUCACCCUUGCCGCAACCUCACUACAAUAGAAGCCCAGUUGCAGAGCAAGCGCGCACAUCUGAUACAAAAUUCAAUUGCCCAACGCGAUGCCUUUUGUUCCUCAUUGUUAACAACCAUACAAUCUUCCUGUGCCAUACACCUCACUCAAUCCUUAUCGAUCUGGGGGCAUGCCACCGUUCUCAAUACUCUCAUUCUCUUCCAUCUCUGGCAUGCCCUACGUGUGAUCUCUGUUCCUGUGUCAUUUCUCGAUAAAGUGAAGUUGGCCAUGGGUCAGUUCUUGCAGCACCAAAUGUUUUCUCCCAUUAAGCUGUCCACUCUUUGUCUCCCUCUUCGUUCUGGCGGCCUUGGAGUAUUAGAUCCUUCUAUACAACAAGGUUGCUUCUGCAACAUAUUCUCUGCUAUUGAUAGGCUCCUGCACGACUUUUUCUCCCUUGCCCCCAACAUUGCUAUGUGUUUGGCACUUCCCCUCCACUCAGUAUGCCUACCAGCCACAAGCACUACCUCCUUCCCUCCCUCCUGGCAACACCUCCGCGUUGAAGAUGCCUUUCUUGUUGACCCUUCUUUUGACAUUCUCUGCCGUCGAGCACUGGCUGAUUUCCCAUGCAACCUGUUCAUAUUGCGCAAGUUUUUCAAGAGAGUUGACUCUUGCAACAUCUUGCUACAACCUUUCCUUGUUCGCGCUUUCCUCCCUUCUCAUAUCCUUCAGCUCAAUGACCCUUCCAUUCCUUCCCGUUCAGGUUCAUCAAUCAAUGCUAGCCCUUUUGUUUGCGGCCUUUUACCUGGAAUACUGUGGUCCAAGCUGAAACCUCAUAUGUAUCGUUCUCUUUGUUCCUCUUCUGUUUCUUCUCCCCUGUCAUCUACACUGUCCAGCUCACAAUGGCAAAUCUUUUGGAACCUUCCUAUACACCACCAUGUCUGCAACAUCUGGUACCGAGGUCUGCACCACAAAUUGUCAUCCCGCUCCCUGUUGCAUCGCAUACUUCCUGGCCCCUUCCCCACCAACUCUUGCCCCAUUUGUGAAGUCUCUACAGACACACCUGAUCAUUUCCUCUUCUUCUCCCCCCUCAAAAUUGACGUUUGGUCUACAUUCUGGCAAGAUGUUUUUGGAUCUCAUCCUACUCUUCCUAUACUUCAUGAUGCAUUUUACAACCUGUCUUUCCCCUAUAUCCGCCCCUCUGAUAUUCAUGCCGCCUCUCUCUUUAGCUGUGCCCUUCUGGCGAUCUGGCAACAUCAUUGGUCUACGGUAUUCGACAAUACACCUUUUGUAUCUUCCACCAUCCUUUCUACCGCUUCCCGCUUGGUUGCUAUAUUUAAGGCUAAAAAAUCUCUUGAUGACCUUGCCUGUUCUCUUGCUACUUAG